This is a messenger RNA of Anguilla rostrata (American eel), 3803 nucleotides long. RefSeq lists its product as uncharacterized. Gene Ontology annotation, biological process: cell redox homeostasis; intracellular signal transduction. Lineage: Eukaryota; Metazoa; Chordata; Actinopteri; Anguilliformes; Anguillidae. The record is from RefSeq and is a predicted model, not a curated record. The coding region runs from base 18 to 1847 and encodes 609 amino acids. The transcript is spliced from 11 exons. Gene Ontology annotation, molecular function: electron transfer activity.
UUGGGCAAUAAAUACGCAUGUUUUUUCCCUCCAUACUGAUAUCUUGCGGAUACGGUAUCCAGCUAACCAGAUGGCUCAGUCUGCACACAAAUGCAGGGUCUCCAAUGGAAGAAACCGAGAAAAGUCAAAGGGGGAUGGUGACGAUAUACUCCGUGAUGGGCUGCCCACACUGUAGACAGGCCAAAUCUCGCCUUCUGGAACUGGGGCUGCCGUUGCGCGAAGUGGACACGAACCAGCACGCCGAGCUGUGGCUUCGAGUGAAGCAGCUCACGGGACGUAGCACCGUGCCUCAGAUAUUCUUCAACAGCGUCCACGUGGGGGGAAACGAUGACCUCCAAACAAUGGCUCCAGAGAAGUUGGAGCACCUGGUGCACCUGGUGAGAGAGGAGCCAAUGCCCCCAGAUGCCCCCCCUCUGCCUGUAGAGGCCCAUCUAGAGGGAGGAGGGAACCAAGAUGGAGAAAAUAAGUGUGAGAGGGAUGAUUUUGCGGACAUGGUGGCAGAGUUCAAGGAGUGCGGGGUGAUUGGCAACCACAGGAAGGGGCUGAAAGUGUACAAAAACAGCUUCACUGGAGUGCAGCUGCUGGAUUGGCUGGAAAGAGAGAAGGGACUGGACAGGAGUGAGGCUCUUGAGACGAGCAAAACUUUGAUGGACAGGAAGUUCUUUAACUCUGUCCCGAGGAAAAGGGAGUUUGAAGAGGGUAACGCACUCUUCAGAUUGGUGGAGCAUGGCCCGCAUUCAGCACUCAACGCAGGACAGAUGGCCGCAUGUGUCCCCCUGCAGGCUGCCGAGCUGUCGGAGAUUCUGAGAAACAUGAUGCUGAGGCUGUACUCCGAUCACCUCUCGGCGGACGGCAAGACGGUGGAUUACAAGGCCAUGUCGCAGAGCCCGUCCUUCGAGCGGUACUGCGAGCUAGCCGUGCAGCUGCAGCGCUUGGACCUGCAGGCACUGAGCCGGGCCGAAAAGCUCGCCUUCUUCAUCAACAUCUACAACGCCCUGGUCAUCCACGGCAACCUGCGGCUGGGAGCCCCAAAGAACCCCUGGCAGAGGUACCGGGUAAGGGCCCGCCCGGCCGCAAAAAUCUUUUCAACGGGACAGCAGCAGCUCCUUAAGUUACGGUCCCUGCUAAUUCAUGUUCCUUAUGCUACGCCGCUAACGUUCAUGUUGCUAAGCGCUGUCAUUCUCUAUUCUCCGUUAUUCUCUCUCAUUGCAAACAUUCUGAAUUCCUGUCCUCUUAAAAGCAUGGUUUACUCAGUUUUAAAGUGUUACCUCAUUGGUGGGGAGGUGUUCACCUUGCAACAGGAGCACGGGUACUCGGGAAUAAAAAGGUGUCGCGAACCCUCAAAACCUCUCAAGACGACGCCCGGUUUGCAGUUUUUUCCCAGUCUGUUGUUCAGUAGGAAGCAAGUUAGGUUAGGUUUUUUGCACUCAGGAUGGCGGUGGCGGGGGGUGGGUCAUCUGGCUUUGUCUAUGAAUUUCCACCAGGUGGCGCUUCCACAGGCUGAGCCCCUCAUUCACUUUGCCUUGAACUGCGGUGCAAAAGGAUGCCCCCCUAUAAAAACAUACACGCCUAAGGACAUCGACAGCCAGCUGCACAUCGCAGCGGAGGCCUUCCUGGAGGAGGAUGACGCCUGCAGGGUUGACGCUGACAAAGGAGAGGUGAAACUCAGCCAGGUCUUUAAGUGGUACCGAGGAGACUUCGGGGACACAGAUGAGAAGGUGCUGAACUGGAUUGUAAACCACAUGAGUGACUCCCCUAAAAAGUCCUGUCUGCAGGCCCUACUAAAGGCUGGCAAAUUCAGAGUCAGCUACAUGCCGUAUGACUGGUCCCCCAACAGCAAGGACUGAGGCUGCAUUGUUUGGACCUCGUUUACCACCCCUUCAUACACACAGAUGUGUGUGCAAAUUGUAGCUUUGUAAUUUAUAAAAUUUUUAACUGAUGUGUAAAAGCACGUAGCGCUAUGCAAACUCAGACCGUACGUGUGCACAACUAGUGGCUGAAAAGUUAUAUCGCAAGUAAGAUAGGUUUCAAUCAAAUAAGGCACCAGGUGUGUGCAUAGCGGUUAUUCAGAUGACAUUACUAUUAAUGUUCCGUUAAUUUCAAUAGGCAGCAGCACACCAACAAUUAAUCAACUAACACAAGGCUAAAUAAUCACACAAUUAUCAAUUUAAAUAAUAAAAUCUCACCAAUCAUUCAGUUAAGACUCAAAGAAUAUAAUUUGUCCUAUAAUAUAAUGCAUUAUUUUUUUCCUCUAUGUAAAGUGACCUUGAGUGCUACAUAAAGGCACUGAUAAAUAAAAUGGCUUUAUGAUAAUAACAACAAUAACAACCAUGCUGAGAUAACAUGGUAGGCUUUAUGCAAUGUCCAUAUAAAUUAAUAAGUCAAUGAUGUGUGAAAUGUUCAGUUCAUUGUAUGUAGCCAAGUCAUUUCCGUCAUCACCAUAAUUGUCAGUGAAUGCAAUUAAAUAAUCAUUCAAGUCUGACAUAAACACACAUAGUUCUGGAACGCUGGUGGUCCUGUAGCGGGACAGAUGCGCUGUGUGUUUUGGGCUGAGCAUUCGCUCUGCGGCAUAGCGGACGUCCCAAAGAUGACCCGUGAGUGGCCCAACAUGUACGGCAAAUUAGGGGCCUUAACUGGCCAUGGAACCGCACGUGUGUGCGUGUUUGUAGGAUGACUAUGUGCGGCGUAUGCAAAUUUAGAAAUAAAAAAAAAAAUGUUUUAUUUGCCACCCAACCCCAGGGCAGCAUAUAGAAAGUCCCAGCCAAAUCUGGAAUGUCCAACAGUCAUGCAACCACAGCUGCGUUCUAUGCGUGAACCACCCCGCCAAUUUGGGACACCUGAGACAUCUGCGCUUCGCCUCCAAAAACACCUGCAGUCUAACAGCUACUUCUUUUUGCGGGACAGAACACGGCUAAGCUUGCGUAGAGUGGAGUCCGAGGAAGACCUUUCAUGUGUGGCACAGCCUAACGAGCGCCCAUUCCGGGAAGUGGGUGUCGCUGGAGAGCAAUGAAACGCGGAUCCCCAUCCCACCGAACCCUCCCCCUUCCUGCGGCGAUGCCGUGCAGAGCUACUGGCCACAGUGAGCGCCGGCACGGUCCAGAUCUGAUCCGAGGCUGUGGGCGCAUGCAAAUCUCAGCAAUACCAAAUAUUUCACGCGGAUGACGGAUUGUGGAUCUGAGCACAUGCUCAACUUUCGAAUGAAAUUUAAGCCAGAUUUAAUAACGAGGCCCCUGGUCUUUACACCGGGAUCAGUGGAGUGCGUGUUCUAGAGCUGGGGUACCCCUGGGUACAGCUGCAGGGGGUUGCUACCCCCCUCCUAACAAGGAAUUCCUCUCCACACAACCUUGUGCUGGCCCUUAGCUUUGGCAUAACUCGUUUCAGUGGCUGGCUCUAUGAAUUGGCGAUUUUUGAUUGUCUAAUGACGCAGAUGUUCUCUUAUUUUUGCAAUUACAACAAAUUUGUGAAUGCAAAUUUCAUUUCAUAGCACAUUAACAGUUGUUGACGCUGUCAGUAAGUUAUAAGUUGGAAGUCCCUCAGAAUAAUAAAAUGUGCUUGGAAGGAAGAAUGGGAAUAAUAAUUCCCCAGAUAUUGCCUGUUUGUUGUUAUUCCCGGUUUGCGGGAAAUGUCCUAUACGAGUUUUAUCCAACUGAGGUACUUGUUCUUAGUGCAGCAAUGUACCCCGAGAUGUAUCUGGGUGAGGUCAGAGAAUUUAUGGACGCUUGUGAUGGAAUGGGGCUGUACUCAGGAAGGCCCAAAAAUGGACAUGAACAUAAAAAUAAAAAGUUCCAUGUGCAAAAAAAAAA